AUGUUGAUUGGGGCUCGAUCCGCUCAGUUUAUGGCUGGUCUGGGAUUCAAUUCCAAGCCUGGGCCAGAGGGUCGUGAAUUCUGGGUUGACGAUGCACAUUAUUUUGGUGGUGACUUCUACGGAUAUCAUCGUGCACCAAUAGUUCUACACCUGGCACCGGGGAAACAUAGGCUGGAUGUCAGAGUAACCCACGACAUCAGGAAUUUCGGUGGGAUGAUGCCUCCAAGAAUCUCAUUUGAGGUGCAUGCCAGUGUUUCUCCGGGUAUACUGGUAGCUAUACCAGAGAGCACCAUUGUUUCUGAUCUCGUGGAGGGGAAGCUAGUUGGAGAAUUGGCUAACAUCCCACUAAGAAAUGAUGCACGCAAAUGGAUUGAAAUUUUAGAGCUUUCUGGUAAUGAUGUAUGUGAGCCCCUACUUGAUCUUUAUUUUUUUCUAGAAGUUGUUCUAGGACUUACUGGAUAUUGGCCUGCGCUUUGGCCACCUUCAGGCGGAAAGAAUAUAACGGAGGUUGCAUUUAUGAAUGGUGAUUUGCCCUUGAAACUUGCACCUGGUCAAACGAGGCCGGUAAAGUUUCAAAUAAAACGAUUACAACUCGACCAAACAGUCUUAGUCCUGAAGUUUCGGUAUCGUGUCGAGGGGAGCACAAAAGAUCAAUGGGUAUCAACUUCUAGGAGGUUGAAUAAGAUCUCCCACUGGUAUCUCCCGCAGAAAUUCACAUUUCUUCAUCCUUCUGGGGUUGUAUCAUAUGCAGUUAUCCGGCCACCUUCUCCAAAUGCCCACUGCACACCAAUUGCUAGUAAUAAUUUGCCAGUGCUUCUUGCACUGCAUGGUGCUGGAGUAGAAGCAGACGAUCCUCAGUCUAAAGAGCAAUAUGAUGCACUGCCGGACCUUUGCUCCUGGUUACUCAUUCCAAGCGGUGUCACAUCAUGGAGUGGUGAUGAUUGGCACGUAUGGGGGUUUCCGGAUGCUGAAGCAGGAGUUAAUGCAAUUCCGCAAUGGAUGAAAAGUGUUGAAUGGGAAAGACAAGGUGUAGACUUGGAGAAAUGGGUAAUAAGCGGACAUUCCAAUGGGGGGCAGGGUGCCUGGUAUGGGCUUACACACAGAAAUGAUAAGAUAAUCGCCGCCGCGCCGUUAUCAGGGUAUCUGUCAAUUCCAGCCUAUGUCCCAUAUCACAUGUGGCAUGAGGUUGACCCUAGGAAGAUGGCUAUGAUCCUUACGUCCUUGAACACCUAUAGAAACGAACUUUUAUCUGGGAAUAUCGUCGGCACUCCUGUGCUACAGCAACAUGGUCAAGAUGACGACAAUGUUCCCAUUUUUCAUUCAAGACGCAUGUCGCAGCUUGUAUGUGAGUCAGGCUGGGGAACUGAAUAUCUGGAGAUUCUUGGGCGGGGUCACUGGUGGGAAGGUGUGAUGACUGACGGGAGACUGGCUUCAUUCCUUGAGUAUUAUCUCCACGAAAAGCCCGAGAUUCAAGCUUUGCCCGAUGUAUUCUCUGUUGUGGUUGCCAACCCAGCAGAUACUGCCGCCAGAGGAGGGAUCGUGGUUGACCAAUUGGAGACUCCAGAUCAAAUUGGUCGCAUUGAUGUAGAAGUUCGUGGUGAAGUUUGGAAUCUGAAGACGUUCAACAUCCAUAGAUGGCACUUUGCAAAGCCGAGGCCAACCGAAACUAGCUUACCGAGUCGAGUGAUAGUUGAUGAUCACGUGUUUGAUUUAAACAUUACUCACAGGUCCAAGGAUUAUGAUUGGUUCUCCGUGUUAGAAGACGGAAAGUGGUUUAAAACUGAUGACCCAAGCUGGAAAUUACGCGAGCGGAGUGGCCGACAAAUGGGAGCCUUGGAUACCGUAUUGGGUUCCAGAUCCCGUUUCAGUAUCUUAAUUCCUGAAAAGGAUAACUAUGCGAGUUAUCAUCAUGAUGUUGCUCUUGAAAUAUCACGAAAUCUUUUCCAAUACUUCGCAGCAGACUCGGAAAUAAUUGUCAACGGCUCGCGGAAGCCGAUCAUAGGGGAUGGGAAUCUUAUUCUUCUUGACUUUCCAGAUGACAUUAGCAUUGAGAUACAAGAUGUUGAUAUAAACUUUCCAAUCACAAAAUCUGGAAAGGCUAUUGUGAUCGCCGACGACCGGGGCCGUCGUCAUCGAUAUCCACUGGAACCCGGUAUGGGGAUUAUAUACCUAUAUCCACUACCGAAUGAACAGCUUGCACUAGUCAUAUGGGGUACGGAUGAAAUGGGCCUUCGCACUGCUGCACGCAUGCUGCCUCUGAGGACAGGUGUUGGUCAACCAAACUUUAUCGUUGUCGGGAAUGAGAUGAAAUGGGGAGGAGCCGGGGGUGCGAAAGCAAUGGGGAUGUUUGAUUACCUAUGGCGGAUAUACAAUGCGUCUGCAACAAACACCCCGAAAUUGGAGCCUUCCAGGAGCUUCAAGAGGCAGCCUCUAGUUUCAUCAAAGAUGACAAACUCUAAUGCUUUAAAUGUUAUGGCUCACGAGGAAGAAGAGGAUGACCGUACAAGAACUCCCAAGCAGACUAAAGCUAUCACCUCGGGCAACAACACAGAGGUUCAAAUGCUUCUUGCCAAGCUCGCUGAGCAGGAAAGAUUGAUUGACCAACAGCGUACAGCUCUUGAUAACAAAGAGAAGGAACUUGCCAACGUUAGGACUGCUGCUCCAUUGGACUCCUAUCCUGGUGUCCCGUGUUACAAUAACACUAUCAGGGUGUCAAGUGGCUCGAGUUCGUCUCUCUCCAAUGACGUUUCUCCAGACGUUUCAAUUGACAACUCGGACACUUAUGGGUACCGCCCAGCUGCCCAACAUCAAAGCGUCCAUGAACUCAACCGACUGCAGACAGAGCUACAGGCUGCUCAGAGUAAUAUCUCGGCUUUAAAUCAAGAACUUGUUCAGACCAGAAUUACCAAUCAUACAUUUGAUCAAGCUCUAAGCCCAUCUAGAGAUGGCAAAUUUCCAUUGGAAGAAGAUGUUUCUGAACAUACUCUUGCUUCUCUUCAGACAGCGUUUGCACAGGCUCAACUUGGCCAAACUGCACGUCAAAACGCCCAUAGAGCGGAUAUCUGGACUUCUUCUUCUUAUGAAGAGCCAGUUACAGAGAUUAACCAAGAAUUCCAUCAAGGUCAAUCUCUUCCCAAUGGACCUUACAACAGACCUUCUGGUAUUUGGGGAGCUUCUUCGAAGUCUAUUACAUCACAAAACCCUGCAUUACCAUUGACUGGUCAAUCGGACCUGCAUUACUCCAAUCCUCUUCGCCGUGUCUCUGCACUUGAGUCUAACGAUAUUUACAUCACGGGGAACCGUGGAUGGAAUGGCAGUCGCUCUUUCACUAGCCAAGCUGGUCCCCCAAUUGCCGGGUUCCGUCGAUCUUCUUAUAACCCUCAGGCUGUACCAUUUCGUUCAGGCUUUGACCACGGAACGAUUGGUGGAGAAAAGGUUACAUCGAAUGCAUACACUCCAAGCCCCAUUGGUACACCUCUUUCUACUUCUUCAAGUAACGAAUUUGCUGCUGCCACUGGGAAUAACAGUGCCAUCUGGGGACCACAGUCUCAAAUGUCACAGCAAAGCCCCCAGCAGCAAACAUAUAUCUCCACAAUGGAGCCUUUGAAUUACAGACGACUUCUUGAGAGGAGUGUCAACUGUAACUGGAAGUACAUCGUAGAUAAAAUUGUUUGCAACAAUGAUCAACAGGCAUCUAUCUUUCUCCAGCAGAAACUCAAAAUUGGCACCGCAGAACAAAAGCACGCAAUAGUCGACGCCAUUGUUGCACAGGCUUAUCCGUUGAUGAUCAAUCGUUUUGGCAACUUUCUUGUGCAGCGCUGUUUCGAACACGGCACCUCGAAUCAGAUUGACGGAAUUGCUAGUGCUAUCCGUGGAAACACGUUGACUUUAAGUAUGGAUGCUUUUGGAUGCCAUGUUAUCCAAAAAGCUUUCGAUUGCGUUUCAGAAGAUUUUAAGGCCACGAUGGUCGCCGAACUCCUUCGCCGAAUUCCCGAGACAGUAAUCCAUAGAUAUGCCUGCCAUGUCUGGCAAAAAUUGUUCGAGCUUCGAUGGACCGAAUCUCCUCCGCAGAUUAUGAAAUAUGUCAAUGAGGCGUUGCGUGGAAUGUGGCAUGAAGUAGCUCUGGGAGAAACCGGAAGUCUUGUCGUUCAAAACAUUUUUGAGAAUUGUCUUGAAGAAGAUAAGCGCCCUUGUAUCGAUGAGGUCCUCGAGUGUAUUAAUAUUAUUGCACAUGGACAGUUUGGAAACUGGUGCAUUCAACACAUCUGUGAGCACGGGGCCCCAUUAGAUCGCACCAGGGCAGUUGAUACAGUGAUCCAAAAUGCCGCGGAAUACAGCAUGGACCAAUAUGCAUCCAAGGUGGUCGAAAAAUGUUUGAAGAUUGGAGGCGCAGAAUUUCUCGAGAGAUAUCUCGAUCGCGUCUGUGAAGGGCGUACAGAUCGUCCUCGUAUCCCUUUGAUUGACAUUGCGAGUGAUCAGUAUGGAAACUAUCUCGUCCAAUGGAUCCUUCAACAUGCCUCACCCCAGCAUAAAGAGCAAGUCGCUGCCCAUAUCCGCAAACAUAUGGUGUCCUUACGUGGAAGCAAGUUCGGCUCUCGUGUUGGCAUGCUUUGCUGCAACCCUAUGUACAACAGGCCAGCACAGGGUACCCCUCCGGCGGCCGCACCUCGUUAUAGCAGGUACGGAUACCGCUAG
This is a messenger RNA of Morchella sextelata, 4695 nucleotides long. RefSeq lists its product as uncharacterized. Bases 1 to 4695 code for a protein of 1564 amino acids. Gene Ontology annotation, cellular component: cytoplasm. NCBI's taxonomy places the organism in Eukaryota, Fungi, Ascomycota, Pezizomycetes, Pezizales, Morchellaceae. The record is from RefSeq and is a predicted model, not a curated record. Gene Ontology annotation, biological process: post-transcriptional regulation of gene expression; proteolysis. Gene Ontology annotation, molecular function: mRNA 3'-UTR binding; serine-type peptidase activity. The transcript is spliced from 16 exons.